Molecule: messenger RNA, 486 nt
Organism: Merops nubicus (carmine bee-eater)
Lineage: Eukaryota; Metazoa; Chordata; Aves; Coraciiformes; Meropidae
Product: homeobox protein CDX-4-like
Exons: 3
Biological process (GO): animal organ morphogenesis; embryo development; cell differentiation
Cellular component (GO): nucleus
Molecular function (GO): RNA polymerase II transcription regulatory region sequence-specific DNA binding; DNA-binding transcription factor activity, RNA polymerase II-specific
Source: RefSeq, a predicted model, not a curated record
AGAGAGGAUGAUACCGAAAUCCUUUCACAAGUAUUUUAUUGCCUCAUCUUACAAAUUGCCAAGUGCCUUCAAGUCAAAAGGGAAGCUCAGCACACAGAGUACCCCCAGCAAGACCUCCAGAGCCACUCCACAGGUAAAACAAGAACAAAAGAAAAGUACCGAGUGGUUUACACAGAUCAUCAGAGACUAGAAUUAGAGAAGGAGUUUCACUGCAACAGAUACAUUACGAUAAGGAGGAAGUCAGAACUGGCAGCAAACCUGGGACUGUCUGAGAGACAGGUGAAAAUCUGGUUCCAGAACCGCCGAGCCAAAGAAAGAAAAAUGAUCAAGAAAAAAAUCUCUCAGUUUGAUGGCAGUGGGGGCUCAGCUCAGAGUGACUCUGGCUCACUCAGCCCAAAUGAAAUAUCCAGUUCUCUGUUCCCACCACCACAUGGAAUAAACGGAUUACAGCCUAAUGACAUUCAUCAAGUCAUAGUUUCAGAAUGA